Messenger RNA from Kickxella alabastrina, 1750 nucleotides. RefSeq lists its product as uncharacterized. Lineage: Eukaryota; Fungi; Kickxellomycota; Kickxellomycetes; Kickxellales; Kickxellaceae. The record is from RefSeq and is a predicted model, not a curated record. The transcript has a single exon. Gene Ontology annotation, cellular component: membrane. The coding region runs from base 147 to 1691 and encodes 514 amino acids.
CGCAAAAGUAUAAAAGUGCGAGGUCACACCCAGGCCCAGAAUAUAAAUACUUCUUUGGAAUCGUGUCAUAUUUGUGGCCUACUAAUACCCAGAGCAUUCUAUCUUCUACUUUUGAUCCACCCUAUUCACAUAUUUUUCUUUGCAAAAUGCUCAGCAUCUUCUCCUUGCGGCAACAGCCAGAGGACGCAGGCCGCAUAACCUUCAAAGACUCAAAACUGCGCCCUAUCAUUAAGCGCAGCAUAUGGGCCUACCUUGAGGUCAUGAUGUUCAAUACAUUUAUGAUCUGGACCGGACUGUCGAUAUUCCUUGGCGCUAUGUACGAGCGCUCCACCCACGCCCACAACCUCGACAUUUACGUAGUAGAUCUUGACGGCGGAACCAUCGGCUCUACCUUCACUCGCAACAUCCUUGACAUCAAACACACUCUCACUGACCCAACAUGGCACGAGAUGACCGGGUUUUCCACCGUCGCAGAGGUCAAAGAGUGGAUUAGAGUCAACUCAUGGGGCGCACUGGUCAUCAACCCCGGCGCUAGCGACCGGCUGAACAACGCCAUCAGCAACGGCGCUGAAUACGACCCCACGCAGGCGAUCACGCUGAUCCCGUCGACUGGACGCCACGUCGUGGCCGAGAUGUUGUAUGUCGAGAAGACUUUGGCUGCUGUCGCAUACAGCAUUGGCCAAACGUUUGCUCUGACGCAGGUCAACUCGUACAUCGCUGCCGUCGCCACUGCACAAACUGGGGCCGACAUACAGACCAACUAUGAGGCCCUGUUCAAUCCGAUUGCGUACACCACUGACAACGCCUCGCCCAUGGGCUUUGGUAUAGCGGCUGUGCUGACCACUUUCUCGACUUUGUGCCUCCUGUUAACGAGCAUUUCCUUCUUGAUUAUGUGGAAGCUGACGACCUUCUCGCUGUUUCUCAAGACAAAGUACCGUGACCUGGUGCUCAUGUGGUUUGUACUGCUGCUUGGUCUCGCAUUGUACCUGUCUUUGUUUGUGGCGUUAGCAAUUCUCGCGUACAAGGGGCCCGACUACAAUAGCCUGGCACUCACAUUCACUGCUGCCACAUUCUUCAAGCUCUGGUUCACUGUAGCCGCCGAGGCCCUGGUCCUCGAGCUGUGGCUGUUCAACUGGUUCUUGCACUUGCCGCCGCAUGUACUUGCCUGGCCGUCGAUAGCAACUGUCAUUAGCGACGUCGUCAGCUGCAUUGGCUGCCCCGAGCUGUCGACUCCAUUCUUCAAGAUCAUGUAUGCUAUACCCGCUUAUAACUCUUCACGCAUCAUCUACUACAUUCUGUCCGGCGCAUAUCCGCAUAGCGGAAAGCACGCCGGCAUUUUGAUUGCAGAGAUAGUUGCCAUGGGCCUUCUUCUGUGCGUCUCCAUCUGGAUACGCCAACUGGUUGUGAUCCGCGGCAUCUCCGACGCCCACGGUUUUUACCGCGGUUACACGUACUUCCACUCGACGGUCCCAUACUACAAGUCUGACCCUACCAGCACUGAGCACAACCACAACAACAUCGAGUCUGGAAACAGCCAUGCCAAGAUGACCAAACAGAUCGGUGUUAACAGCCUGGAAAACGAGUCCACCCUGUCUGGCAGGCGCUACAACCAUGGCUGCAGUAGUUCUAGUGACAUUGAAAUUAGCGACUGUAUUGACGACAAUGUAAGCCUUCGCGAUGGUGCUCUUUGAGCCAGCCUACACAUUUUUAUUAUUUCUUAAAAAAGCAAUAUAUAAUUAUUUGUCAGAAA